Molecule: messenger RNA, 483 nt
Organism: Tripterygium wilfordii
Lineage: Eukaryota; Viridiplantae; Streptophyta; Magnoliopsida; Celastrales; Celastraceae
Product: annexin D8-like
Exons: 4
Coding region: 1-483 (160 amino acids)
Cellular component (GO): cytoplasm
Molecular function (GO): calcium ion binding; calcium-dependent phospholipid binding
Source: RefSeq, a predicted model, not a curated record
AUGGCCGUUGUUGGAAAUAACAGCUGCCUUGUAAAUUCAUAUGGAAAUCAGUUACAGGUCUUUCUUUCUCAAGAUUAUAAAUUGAGUGCAGACGAGAAGGCAAUAAUUUCCAUGCUAGGACAUCGAAAUUCAUUUCAAAGGAAGCUUAUAAGGCAAGCUUACCGAGAGAUUUAUCAAGAGGAGCUCAUCAAGCAACUUAAGUCUGAGAUUUCUAGGCACUUUGAGGUUUUCUACCCAACUGAGCUUACAAUAACUACUACGUGGGUACUCAUUGAAAUUGCAUGCAUUAGAUCUCCAGAAGAUCUGCUGACAGUGAAGAGUGCUUACCUCGAAGAAGAUGUUGCCUCUCGCAUCACCUGUGACAUUCGAAAACUUUUGGUUGGAAUGGCAAGUUGUUAUAGGUACGAUGGGGAAGAAAUUGAUGAGGGAGUGUUGGUUUCAGAAGCCAAUAUUCGUCACUAUGAGAUCAAAGAAAGGCUUUAA